AUGGCCGAUCUCCAGGGUCGUAAGGUCUUCAAGGUCUUCAACCAGGACUUUGUGGUGAAUGAACAAUACAAUGUGACCAAGGAAUUGGGACAGGGUGCCUAUGGUAUCGUCUGUGCUGCCACCAACAUCCAGACCGGCGAAGGCGUGGCCAUCAAGAAAGUCACCAAUGUCUUUAGCAAGAAGAUCCUCGCCAAGCGUGCCUUGCGCGAGAUCAAGCUUCUGCAGCACUUCCGCGGCCAUCGCAAUAUCACUUGCCUGUACGAUAUGGAUAUCCCCCGCCCGGACAACUUCAACGAAACAUAUCUCUAUGAAGAUCUUGGAUCUGACAAGGCUAUAUUAGAGUUGAUGGAGUGUGACCUGGCCGCGAUUAUUCGAUCUGGUCAGCCCUUGACUGAUGCUCACUUCCAAUCUUUCAUUUACCAAAUCCUUUGCGGCCUGAAAUACAUCCAUUCGGCCAACGUCUUGCAUCGUGAUCUGAAGCCCGGUAACUUGCUGGUCAAUGCCGACUGCGAGCUCAAAAUUUGUGAUUUCGGCUUGGCUCGUGGAUUCUCUAUCGAUCCAGAGGAGAACGCAGGCUACAUGACUGAGUAUGUCGCCACAAGAUGGUACCGUGCGCCGGAGAUCAUGUUGAGCUUCCAGAGCUAUACCAAAGCCAUCGACGUCUGGUCGGUUGGUUGCAUUCUGGCUGAGCUGCUCGGUGGACGACCUUUCUUCAAGGGCCGUGACUAUGUCGAUCAGCUGAACCAGAUUCUGCAUUACCUGGGUACCCCCAAUGAGGAGACUCUCGCCCGUAUCGGAUCGCCUCGCGCUCAGGAAUAUGUCCGCAACCUCCCAUUCAUGCCCAAGAUUCCCUUCCAACGACUCUUCCCUAACGCCAACCCGGACGCUUUGGACCUGCUGGAUCGUAUGCUGGCUUUUGACCCUUCCUCGCGUAUCUCCGUCGAGGAGGCUCUCGAGCACCCUUAUCUUCACAUUUGGCACGAUGCCUCGGAUGAGCCUGUCUGCCCGACGACCUUUGACUUCCACUUUGAAGUGGUGGACGACGUUCCUGAAAUGCGCAAGAUGAUCCUCGACGAAGUCAUCCGCUUCCGGGCCACCGUUCGCCAACAGUCCCAGGCCCAUGCGACCCAACAACAGCAGAUUGCCCAGGCGACUAACGUACCGAUUCCGGACCACCAGCAAGGCAUGUGGAAAACCGAGGAGCCUAAGCCUCAGGAGGCGGCCGCUGGCGGCGGGCAUAUGAAUGAUCUGGAGGCUUCGCUGCAGCGCGGCAUGGACUCCGUGCACCGGUGA
Penicillium diatomitis is the source of this 1293-nucleotide messenger RNA. It is a transcript of the gene mpkA, whose product is annotated as mitogen-activated serine/threonine-protein kinase SLT2. Gene Ontology annotation, biological process: protein phosphorylation; intracellular signal transduction. The coding region runs from base 1 to 1293 and encodes 430 amino acids. The record is from RefSeq and is a predicted model, not a curated record. NCBI's taxonomy places the organism in Eukaryota, Fungi, Ascomycota, Eurotiomycetes, Eurotiales, Aspergillaceae. Gene Ontology annotation, cellular component: nucleus; cytoplasm. The transcript is spliced from 5 exons. Gene Ontology annotation, molecular function: ATP binding; MAP kinase activity.